UCUUCUUCCAAUCAUUCUUCACCUUUUUCAUGUUGCUUUAAUCCCCCAUUCAUAGAAAACUAGAUCUUUCGUUGACAAUAUCUCUCUUCAAUAUUCUUAUACCUUUACUGCCUUUAAUCUUCGGUUACCAAUCCACAAGAUGCCUUGGAAUAAGACGAUGGAGGGCCUGUUGGACGACGCGAAGGAGAAAGCUGCGUGCGAUCAGAGGGCAUGCAAUAAGGCUACAAUUAUGGCGCGCCUCACGCGGGGCGAAACAGAAGCUGUAUUUUGGUCCAUGGCUGUUGCAAUUAUCAUGGCUGCCGGAUACGCUGGCGUGAUAUAUUCACUAGAAGAAAAAGAAUACAGGCUGUAUAAAGGAGAAGCCGAGAUCUUCAAACGGAAAAGAAAUCCAACCGCGAAAGAAAAGGAAAUAUUUGAAAAGAAAAGGGAAGAACACAAACGCAGUGUUCAUUGGUGCCUGAUCAAUACUGGCCUUUGCCUGGUGUUCGCCAUCGCAUGUAAUGUUUUCCAAGUCUUGGCCAUCAUCUCUCUCCAACAUUGCUGGCAUGAGGACCUUCUUGGCCUUUACUGGCCGCUCUGGACACUUCUUGGUCUUGGCUCUACCAUCGCCAUGCUUGGAGUUGUAAUCAAUCAAAUAUAUGGCUUGCUGGAACACGAGCUUCCCUGCUUUUCCGUAGGGAUGGGUACUCCCGUGCUCGUUGUUUGUGCUAUUAUACAUCUCAUUUGGAGCAUGGCCACAAAGAAGAUUAAUGAGCGAAGGAGUGAACGAUCCGAUAGAGACGCAGAGGAAGGUAGGGUUUUAGCAUCGGCUGGGAGCCAGGAGAGCAAUCAUUCUGCCGCUUUCGAAGCAACAACUCUGUCGCUGGAGGAUGGGCCUAUCCUUCAGAUUUGGCACUCAAAGAAGCCUCAUCCUCCAAAUACCACGGUUGUUGGUGAGACCUCAGCGGGUGCUACUCUCCUAGUGCAUGUGACAAGAUGAAGGCGGCCAAGAACUCUGCAAUAUUUGCUCCAGAAGCAGGAAGCCUUCAGUUGCAGAGGCCUCCACCCCUCCUUCAUCCCCGUCCCGGAACCAGGCCGUUCCGAGAGAAAAUUCUUGAAGCUGCCUUAGUUUCAAUACCUCGCAUGUCGAAGAUGGCGAGUGGGAAAGGGGCAGGCCGUAAGUCAUCUGAACAAUGUCAUCAAUCAAUGCUAUGGCACUUAAUUCGGCUUUCUUCAAUGCUUCUUCGUUGAAGACCAGGAGAAUAGCUCUAUUUCGGCAACUUCUUUUCAACCUAGCUUAAAGAGCUCUUCCGGCUUUGCCAACUUGGAUAAUUUCGC
Molecule: messenger RNA, 1317 nt
Organism: Hyaloscypha bicolor E
Lineage: Eukaryota; Fungi; Ascomycota; Leotiomycetes; Helotiales; Hyaloscyphaceae
Exons: 3
Coding region: 140-979 (279 amino acids)
Source: RefSeq, a predicted model, not a curated record